Messenger RNA from Sclerotinia borealis F-4128, 1665 nucleotides. Lineage: Eukaryota; Fungi; Ascomycota; Leotiomycetes; Helotiales; Sclerotiniaceae. The record is from the annotation of a GenBank genome assembly.
AUGUCGUUUGGUGGCCAGACUCCAACAAUUAUUGUGCUGAAAGAGGGCACGGAUUCUUCGCAGGGAAAGGGACAGAUUAUCAGCAACAUUAAUGCUUGUUUAGCCGUUCAAAACACAAUUAGAAGUACUCUGGGACCAUAUGGUGGGGAUUUAUUACUUGUUGAUGAAAAUGGACGACAAACGAUUACCAAUGAUGGUGCUACUCUACUUGAUGUUAUCCAUCCAGCAGCACGAAUCCUUACCGAUAUCUCUCGAUCACAAGAUGCGGAAGUGGGAGAUGGAACAACAUCUGUUGUUGUUUUAGCAGGUGAAAUUUUGAAGGAGAUCAAGGAUCAUGUUGAGCAAGGUGUCAGCUCGCAAACAAUUAUCAAGGGGCUCAGGAGAGCUUCUACGAUGGCCGUCAACAAAAUUAAGGAAAUCGCUGUUAACACGAGUGAGGGUAACCAGAGGGAAACUCUUAUUAAACUGGCUGGAACUGCUAUGAGCAGUAAGCUGAUUAAGAGAAACACUGGGUUUUUCACAAAGAUGGUCGUUGAUGCAGUUUUGACAUUAGAUCAGGACGACUUGAAUGAGAAACUCAUUGGCAUGAAGAAAAUUCCCGGGGGAUCCCUUACCGACUCAAUGUUUGUAAACGGUGUUGCAUUCAAAAAGACCUUCUCAUAUGCCGGAUUCGAACAACAACCAAAAUCCUUCAAGGAUCCUAAAAUCGUGUGCUUAAAUGUCGAACUCGAGCUCAAGUCCGAGAAAGACAACGCAGAAGUUCGUGUCGAGCAAGUUUCGGAAUACCAAGCUAUUGUCGACGCUGAAUGGCAAAUUAUUUACAACAAGAUGGAAGCUCUAUACAACACUGGUGCGAAGAUUGUUCUUUCUAAGCUACCAAUUGGUGAUCUUGCUACACAAUACUUUGCCGAUAGAGAUAUUUUCUGUGCCGGCCGUGUAUCAUCCGACGACCUUGACCGCGUCAUCCAAGCCACCGGAGGAUCCAUUCAAUCAACUUGUUCUGAUAUCCAUCCCGAGCACCUCGGAACUUGCGGUUCUUUCGAAGAGCGACAAAUUGGAGGUGAACGUUUCAACUUCUUUGAAGACUGCCCAGCAGCCAAGACUUGCACUUUAGUUCUCCGCGGAGGCGCCGAGCAAUUCAUCGCCGAAGUAGAACGCUCCCUCCACGAUGCCAUCAUGAUCGUCAAGCGCGCCAUCAAGAACACCACAAUCGUUGCUGGAGGUGGAGCUUGCGAAAUGGAAGUAUCAGCCUAUCUCCAUCACUAUGCCGAUAAUAAUAUUCGAAACAAACAACAAGCAAUCAUCAAAGCGUUCGCCAAAGCUCUUGAGGUUAUUCCCCGUCAACUCUGCGAUAACGCUGGUUUCGACGCUACAGAUAUCCUUAACAAGCUCCGCGUGGAACACAGAAAAGGAAACGUGUGGGCCGGAGUUGAUUUCGUGGGUGAAGGUAUCACAGACAAUAUGGCAGCUUUCGUUUGGGAACCUGCGUUGGUAAAGGUCAAUGCCAUACAAGCAGCAACCGAAGCCAGUUGUUUGAUUUUGAGCGUGGAUGAGACCAUUAGAAAUGAAGAAAGCGCGGCACCCAUGGCUCCACAAAGAGGUUUACCUCCGGGAGCAGCCCAGAGAGCGUUGAGGGGUAGAGGAAGAGGUAUGCCGAGACGAUAA